GGGCCUCUCGGGGCGGAGUCUUCAGGGGGCGGACGCGUGGCCUCGCAGCGGCGGCGGCGUGAUGGCGGAGGCGGCUUUGGACGCCGUGCGGAGGGAGUUACGAGAAUUCCCGGCCGCCGCAAGGGAGCUCAGCGUGCCUCCUGCCGUGCCCUACCUGGACGAGCCCCCCACUCCGCUCCACUUCUACCGCGACUGGGUCUGCCCCAACAGGCCCUGCAUCAUCCGUAAUGCCCUGCAGCACUGGCCAGCUCUGCGGAAGUGGUCCUUCCCCUAUCUCAGAGCCACAGUGGGCUCCACAGAGGUGAGCGUGGCUGUGACCCCCGAUGGCUAUGCCGAUGCCGUUCGAGCGGACCGCUUCGUGAUGCCAGCCGAGCGCCGCCUGCCCCUGAACCACGUGUUGGAUGUGCUAGAGGGCCAUGCCCAACACCCGGGGGUCCUCUACGUGCAGAAGCAGUGCUCCAACCUACCCACCGAGCUGCCCCAGCUGCUGCCUGAUCUGGAGUCCCAUGUUCCCUGGGCCUCCGAGGCACUGGGAAAGAUGCCUGAUGCUGUGAACUUCUGGCUGGGGGAGGCGGCUGCAGUGACAUCUUGUAGGUGUCAAAGGGAUGCAGAGGUGGGGGAGGAGGGAAGAGGAGGCCAAGAGUAGAAGUACAUAAGGACCACUACGAGAACCUCUACUGUGUGGUCUCAGGGGAGAAACGCUUCCUGCUACACCCACCCAGCGACCGGCCCUUCAUCCCCUAUG
Mustela lutreola (European mink) is the source of this 745-nucleotide messenger RNA. It is a transcript of the gene JMJD7, whose product is annotated as jumonji domain containing 7. Gene Ontology annotation, molecular function: 2-oxoglutarate-dependent dioxygenase activity. NCBI's taxonomy places the organism in Eukaryota, Metazoa, Chordata, Mammalia, Carnivora, Mustelidae. The coding region runs from base 62 to 646 and encodes 194 amino acids. The record is from RefSeq and is a predicted model, not a curated record. The transcript is spliced from 5 exons.